UACAGAACCAGGUUCCUACAUACAACGAGAACAAGCCCACCUCGUUGUUGCCAGAAAAAAAAAAUCUUUUUCAAAGAAAUUCAGUUAUUUCUUCCGAAAAAAAUCAUAUCAUAUAUACAAAAAAUUGUUGCGGAGCUCUGGGAUUUGGUUGAUUAUACAUUCGUUUAAAGUUCUUCUCCUGAUUUUAGGUUCUUCAGUUCUCCGAAAAUGAACGACCUUCUCAAGGGUUCGCUCGAGUUCCCCAGGAACAGAUCUACAAGAAGCGAUAUCGAGUCGGGGCAUGGCCCUCAUAACUCUGGAGAACUUGGGUUGAGCAGUUUCUUCAAGAAGGUUCAAGAAAUCGAUAAACAAUACGAGAAGCUGGAUUCCCACCUCAGAAGGCUUCAGGAAGCCCAUGAGGAGACGAAAGCCAUCACCAAGGCGCCUGCCAUGAAAGCAAUCAAGCAAAGGAUGGAGAGAGAUGUGGACGAAGUGGGGAAAAUCUCUCGUACCAUAAAAGCAAAGAUAGAAGAACUGGACCGAGAGAAUAUGGAGAAUCGGGGAAAACCUGGUUGCGGGAAAGGAACGGGUGUAGACAGAACAAGAACAGCCACAACUAUUGCUGUGAAGAAAAAGUUCAAGGACAAGAUAGCUGAAUUUCAGAUGCUAAGACAGAACAUCCAGCAAGAAUACCGGGAAGUUGUAGAACGCCGAGUGUUUACAGUGACGGGCCAACGAGCUGAUGAAGAGACAAUUGAUAGAUUGAUUGAGACGGGAGACAGCGAGCAGAUCUUCCAGAGGGCAGUACGAGAACAAGGUCGAGGGCAGAUAAUGGAUACAUUGGCUGAGAUUCAAGAACGGCACGACGCUGUCAGAGAGUUAGAGAGGAAGCUUCUUGAUUUACAGCAGGUGUUUCUGGACAUGGCUGUGUUGGUGGAUGCACAAGGAGAGAUGCUCGACAACAUUGAGAAUAUGGUGUCAAGUGCAGUGGAUCAUGUCCAGUAUGGUAACAAUGCAUUAACGAAAGCAAAACAGAAGCAGAGAAGCUCGAGGAAAUGGAUGUGCAUUGCCAUCAUCAUCCUACUUAUCGUCGUUGCCAUCACACUUGUCUCAGUUCUCAAGCCAUGGACUCACAGAAAUGGUGCCUGAGGUUUCUCUGCCUCGUUCCUGAAU
Molecule: messenger RNA, 1152 nt
Organism: Tarenaya hassleriana
Lineage: Eukaryota; Viridiplantae; Streptophyta; Magnoliopsida; Brassicales; Cleomaceae
Product: putative syntaxin-131
Exons: 13
Coding region: 208-1128 (306 amino acids)
Biological process (GO): exocytosis; vesicle fusion; intracellular protein transport
Cellular component (GO): SNARE complex; plasma membrane; endomembrane system
Molecular function (GO): SNARE binding; SNAP receptor activity
Source: RefSeq, a predicted model, not a curated record